Messenger RNA from Sorghum bicolor (sorghum), 1973 nucleotides. RefSeq lists its product as uncharacterized. Bases 16 to 1500 code for a protein of 494 amino acids. The transcript is spliced from 14 exons. NCBI's taxonomy places the organism in Eukaryota, Viridiplantae, Streptophyta, Magnoliopsida, Poales, Poaceae. The record is from RefSeq and is a predicted model, not a curated record.
AACCCGCCGAAAGAGAUGGGCCUCGGCCUCGCGAGAGGGAAGAGGGCACGAAGAGCGGCGGCUGGCAAUAAAGAUCGCGUCGACCGCCCCCUUCCUCAUCCCUGUCGCGCGCGGCUUCGAUUCCGCCCUUGUUCUCCCACAGUCCCACUCCCGUCCUCGGAGAAGGAAGAGCCGCUCUGGAACCAUCUCCUCGCAUCGCACCUCCCCUGCCCCGCCUCCACGUCCCGGUCUGGAGCAGAUAUGGGUUUUUUCGGUAGAACACCUCCUGCAAGCUGCCCAGCAACCCGGCACUGCGCAGAAUGGGCCCGAAUCUACUUGAAGUAUUGCUUGUGCAGCCAGAAGGAAGGUGCUGCCCUGGCACUUGGGCUAAUCAGUGUCAUAAGCUGGGGCCUCGCCGAGGUGCCACAGAUAAUAACAAAUUACAGACAGAAGUCAACAGAAGGACUCUCUGUCGCCUUCCUUAUGACCUGGAUUGUUGGGGAUUUGUUUAACCUUGUUGGCUGCUUCCUCGAACCUGCUACUCUGCCAACUCAGUUCUACAUGGCUUUGCUAUAUACCAUGACAACACUGAUUCUUACUGGACAGACGCUAUACUAUAGCCACAUCUACCAUCGUCUUAAAGCAAAAAAAUCCAGGGCAGCUAGCAAGCCACAAAAGCAUCACCGUGGGGAUGCUUCAUUACGUGAAAAGCUUUUGGGCGCCAAGGACGGUGCGGCAUCCAGAAACAACAAUGAGUCAGAUGCUACAGUCCUUAUUCCAAGCUCACCUAUUCCUGUUAAUAUGAAAUUUGUCGACCAAUGCCAUGGAAGCAGCCCCAGUACCGACUAUUACUACAUGUCAGCAAGAUCCUUGUCCAGUAGUCCAGUGCCAACUGCUGGUACAUGGUUGGGCAGUAAUCGUCAAUCAUCAAGGACUCCCCCACAAACGAAUGAUCAAAGGGGAUCUUUAGUUGGUGAGAUCGCUCCAGCACAUUCUGCACCAUCUACUGUAACAAAAAAUGCCCUCUCAGUGGCACCAUGGAUGGGUCUUCUAUUGGGUAUGUGUCUCUUGCACAUUUUAGUUGGAAACACACAUAGGGAAAUGCCAAGUGGAACUGUCAUACCAGUUGGAAGAAGGCUUUUACUGUUUGUGGAUGAUCAUGGAAAUUCAUCUCUCAGCCAUGGUAGUGGAAGUGAAAUUGGAAGCUUUCUUGGUUGGGCUAUGGCAAUAAUUUAUAUGGGUGGGCGGCUUCCCCAGAUUUUGUUAAAUAUGCAAAGAGGCCAUGUUGAGGGGCUGAAUCCAUUAAUGUUUGCCUUUGCUUUAGUGGGAAAUUCAACAUACGUAGGAAGUAUACUUGUAAAUAGCAUGGACUGGUCGAAACUUAGACCAAAUCUCCCGUGGCUUGUAGACGCUGGAGGAUGUGUUUUGCUGGAUUCUUUUAUUAUUCUUCAGUUUCUUUAUUUCCAUUAUCGGAAGCAAAGGGAGCCUUCGGAUGAGCAUGACGAUGCAGAUAAAGCUUAACUGAUAGAGAUCGUUUCUUCUCCGGUCCAAAGGACUUGCAAUCUGAGUGCUGUGUAAAUCUGAGUGUCGUGAUAGACUGAAGUACGGAGAUAGAACCUAUGCAUAUUCAGCAGAACUGAAGCUGAAAUGGGUACCUCAUACAACAGGCUUUGGGUAGCAGCAUCAUUGUUACCUGAAGACCACCAGUCCACCGCUCACCCUCGGGACAGUUUUGGAGCGUCAUUUCACUGGUUGCUGCUUGGAGGGCAGUUCUCACGGCGUCAUGUCUUGUGGAGAGGCUUGUGCACUUUAUUUGUCUUGUAUGUAGUAUCAAAAUGUCUUGUAUUACAUUACAUUUAUCUAUAUCAGAUAUUAGAUGUCGGCUGGUCUGCUUUUGUUUUAUAUUCAUUUUUCCCUUCCUGAUAUUUUGUGCUGCAGAAACUUGCACGAGAAAUGUAUAUUCGUCGAAUGAAAAUGUGCUGCUUCUCGUUUAA